Eucalyptus grandis is the source of this 1551-nucleotide messenger RNA. RefSeq names its product GEM-like protein 2. NCBI's taxonomy places the organism in Eukaryota, Viridiplantae, Streptophyta, Magnoliopsida, Myrtales, Myrtaceae. The transcript has 4 exons. Bases 135 to 1007 code for a protein of 290 amino acids. The record is from RefSeq and is a predicted model, not a curated record.
UCUCGCGGUCUUAUGGAGAUCUCUUGCUGUUUUCUAUAUUCCAUCUCCUCCGCUCUCAUUUCUCGCGCCAUAAGUUUCUCGAAUCGCAGUCCCGAUUGGAGGCGAAGACGAAGAAGACGACGGCGAAGAAGGCGAUGGGCGGCGGAGGCGAAUCGGAGGCGACCCGGUGCGGCACGUGCGUGGUGGGGACGCCGGUGGAGCCCCGGGCGCACCCCGCGAACCAGCACGCCGCCACCUGGGUCGCCGGCGAGGCCCGCGGCGGUCCCGCCAGCUUCCACUCCAGCUACAUGCGCGCCACCCCGAGCGGCUCGGCCUACGGCUACGCCAACCUCAACCAGAGCGGCGGCGGCGGCGGCGGCGGUGGCGAGAACCCGUACGUCCACGUCGCUCCGCUGAAUGCCCCCGCGCCGUCCGGCAGGAGUCCGAUGGACAGGAUAUGCGGCGCGUUGAACCGGUGUGGGAAGAGGUUCGAAGACGCUACGCGAAAAGCAGAGACGCUCGCGGACAAUGUCUGGCAUCACCUAAGAACCAACCCUAGCAUCACAGACGCAGCAAUGGCUCGACUGGCUCGGGGGACAAAAGUGCUUGCAGAGGGGGGACAGGAUAAGGUAUUUCAGCAGACAUUUGAGAUUCUGCCAGGAGAGAAGCUCCUGAAGGCAUAUGCUUGCUAUGCAUCCACUUCCACUGGGCCUGUCAUAGGGACACUGUAUUUGUCAAACAAGAGACUGGCCUUCUGCAGUGAUAACCCUCUUUGCCAAUACUCUCCCUCAGGACAGCAACAGUGGAUGUAUUAUAAGGUGGUUCUGCUGCUCAAUCAGUUGAGCACUGUUAGUCCUUCUUCAAACAGGUUGAAUCCUACUGAAAGGUACAUCCAGGUUGUCACGAGAGAUGGUUAUGAAUUCUGGUUCAUGGGUUUUAUAUCAUAUGACAAGGCUCUCAAGAACAUAAAUGAGGCUUUACAUCACUAUCAUGACAAUAACAUGGCUGGAAGGAUACUGGUACAAUAACUCACCCGACUGAGGAAGAGAUUGACUGUACUUGAAUAAUUUGGAUGUGCGUCUGACUGCUAUGGAUACUCGAUUUCGAAUGUUUUACUUUGUAAUGUAAAAUAAAAUAAGAUAAAGCUUUCAUAGUCCCAAAAAGGAUCACUAGGGCUUUCUUCAUUAUUGCUCCUGUUAGAUAAGCCCGAAUGAAUACAGCCAGUCAUUUCAGAUGCCCAUAUUUGCUAAUGGGCUGAGAUAUGUGGUGAGUGACCAAUGCAUGGCAUUGGAAGGUUCUUGUUUUAGUGUUACUUUCGCUUUGAUUUGUAGAUAGUCACAUGUUGAAUAAUUGGCUGUUGUAUGCAAUCUUUCGUGGUCCCAGAAAGGAUCGCUAGGGCUUUCUUCAGUACUGCUCUUGUAAGAUACCGCGUGAAUGACUAUGGCCAGUCAUUUCAGAUACCCAUAUUUGCUCAAUGGGCUGAGAUGUGGUGAGUGACCAAUGCAUGGCAUUGGAAGCUUCUUGUUUGUGUCAUUUUUGCAUUGGUUUAUAGAUAGUCACAUGAUGUGUCCA